Molecule: messenger RNA, 4560 nt
Organism: Prorocentrum cordatum
Lineage: Eukaryota; Dinophyceae; Prorocentrales; Prorocentraceae
Source: the annotation of a GenBank genome assembly
AUGAAAACCUUGGCCGAGGCGAAGCAGGAUAGAAGCGCGGGGGCGCCCUGGGAGAGCCAGAAGAAGACGCGCAGGUGGGCCCUCCGCGCCAUCGCGCGCAGCGGGCCCCGGGCGCGAGUCCUGCAGGAAAUCGACUGGCAAUGCAACGGGGCCCGAGCGUUCCACGAGCCAAAGACACCGCGCCCGGCGCCCAGGAUAUCGCCACCCACCCCACUGAAUCUGCCGAGGCUCGAAGAGGCGCGAGGCGAGACGGGCGAGGUCGGCGCGUGCCAGGUUGCGGCCCGCCAGAAGGCCGGGGCCCCACUGGACCCUGGGAGGCUCGGCGGGAUCGACGAGGACUCUGGCCCGCAGCUCCCGACCGACGGAGACAGCCCCCGCAUCGCGAUCCAUGACUACCCGCCGCCCCAAGUGCUCAGCUGGAGCCGCCCGCAGCUCCUCGACCGCUCGGCCGGGGGCGGUCUCGCUGCGGUCGCGGGCAAGUCCGACACGCAGCUGCGCCCGCCGAUGGCCAGGCCGGCGGACGUGACCGCGAACCCAGAGGUCCUCAGGCCAGCCUCCGAGCUCACGAGCGACCAGACAACCAAGCUGGCGCGGGUGAUGCUGAAAUCCGUCCUGGAUCCCGAGAGUGUGUGCGCCGAUACGGACGGGACCUCGGCCGAUGAUGUGGUGGAGCACGUGAAACUCGUUUCAGGCAUCCGCGCUGUCUUGGCGCCGCGCGACACGUGCAGCCAGUCGCAGCUGACGUCCGUCCUCGUCGCACACGCUCGGGUGAAGGAGUCCAAGUGGCAGCUGGACGACACCGCCGAGAGCUGGGCCGAUCAGGCAAAGAUCAAGGCGCGAGACAGGGAGCCCUACGCGUGGCUGGAGGACCACUUCCCAGAGGUGGUGCAGGAAGCAAAGACGAAGGCCGCGGGCGAAAACUACGACUACGAGUGGGACAACAACAAGAAGGCGGCGUACCGCCAGAAAGGCCCUGCUAAGAGGCGCUCGCCGCCAGAGUACGGAGUGCCCAUGAAGGGGCAGCAGCCAGACGAGGAGCUCGCCUUCACGUGGCCAGACGAGGCGGUGUGGAAGGUGCCAGGAUACACGGUGCGCGAGCACCAGGCCAACGUUUCCGACAAGAAGGGUGGCUCGAGCGGCGAUCUGCACCAUGUGGAUACGGAUCAGGGCUCCGUCACCGUGACGAAGUACUCGAGGCCGCCCGCUAAAGCUGGCGCCGACAGGCAAGAGUUCGUCGCCGUCUGGAUCAAGAAAGAAGGCGAUAAGAGGCCAGCGAUGGUCGGGCAGGUGACGGUGAAGCCACAUUUCGAGAAGCUCGAGGAGUUCAUGAUCAAGCUCGCGAAGAAUUACGCAGGAGACUUCAGCCAGGAGAAGUUCGAGCUCGCUAAACAGGAGUACCUCAAGAGCUAUGGCGGGUACGGCGGGCACAAAAAGGCGGCGAAGAAAAGGCCAGGGGCGGCGGAGCCAGCGAAGCCAGUCGAGGACGAGGCAGUGAGGAAGGACACAAAGAAGGAUGACCCCGAGCAGAAGCGCCCCCCAAAGAAGGACAAAACGACGAAGAUGGGGGAAAACCCUGAGAAGAAAGACUCCAAGAAGCGCAUGCGCAGCCCAGAGAAGAGGCGGGUGGAGGGUGGCAGGGGCGAAGACGAGCGCUGCGUGGGGGGGCGCAUCGGCAGCCACUCUGGCUCAAGGACAACACGCAUGCCGCGCGAGCAGCCCGCCGUCAAGUUUGCAGAUAUCAGGAAGUACGCCGUGAUAGUGCCGAUGAGUCAGGAGGAGGCGGCGAAGAAGGCUGCAAGCGAGUCGGAGGACGAGCAGCUCCAGGACAUCGCUGAGCAGGUUAAGAAGGCAAAGGCGGCCAGCAUGGCGACGCUGAAGAAAGAGCAGGAGCGCAUCGUGGCUCGCAUCGCGGCUGAUGGUGCAGCAGAAGAAGAGGGCUCGAAGGAGUGUCUGAUAUCGGCGAUCGACUGCGAGAUCAGAGCCAUCAACGACGAGAUGGCAUGCCAUCCAUGCCCCGACGAGCGCACGAUGGAGCAUGCGAACAUCAGGCUGGGACAGUUCUUUCAGUCUGGGCUCGUACAGAAGAUGGCAGCGUUGAAGAAAGCAGAUCCCAGCUUCAACUACGAGGAUGAGGAAAAGCUCCCAGAAGAAGGUGAAGAUGCGGACGACGGCCUCAGUAAGAAAGACAAGGAGGAGAAGAAAUUCUAUGAGGAGCUGGAAAAGAACAACUUCAUGUUCACCACGGAGACGAGAUCGGGAAACAAAGUCGGUGGGCGUUGGAGCAAGGCGCUAGCGGCGUCCGAGAAGCUGAGGAGGGACUACGCGGAGCAGAAGGGAUGGCCAGCCCAGCGGACGUUCAGAGCGAACUGGCUCAAGCUCGAGAAGGCGGCUUGGGAGAAGACGGUGACGUACGUGAAAAAGGAGACGCAUGAGAAGGAGGAUAAGAAAAAGGGCGAAUACGUCACCCUGAUGAGGCUGGCGUGGCUCAAGGGUGGCGGCACCGCGGGCCUCCGCCUGGCGCUGAAGCACGCGUCGAACGCGAUGCUGCUGGGCGGGUACUGGGUCCGGUGGGACGACAUGUCCGAAUCAGUGGAGUUCUUGAACAUCAAGCACCAGCUAAUCGAGACUUUCAAGAAGAGCUGGUCGAAGCAUAAAUCGUGGGUGGAGCAGAGGACUGCUAUCGAAGGCCCAGCACCGUCACGUGCAAUCGCGGGUGGUGUCAACCAGCUCCGCGAUGAGGAGAAGAAUGCCGACAGGGAGAACAAGGACAAGGUGGGUGACAAGGGUACGUCCAUGAAGGAGGAGUCUAAAGAGGACAAGAAAGACAAGACGGCAAAGAAAGACAAGAAGCACAAAACAGAAAAACAUGAGGUUGAGGAGGAGACAGCCUCGGGUGAUGGCAAGGCGCACAAGAAAGACAAGAAGGCUACGGACGGCAAGGAUGCCAAUAAGGACACAAAGGACAAAGACGGCAAGAAAGACAAAAAGGACAAAGACGACAAGACAGAUAAAAAUGACAAAGACGAGAAGAACGACAAAAAGAACAAAGGCGAGAAGAAAGACAAUAAGGAUAAAUACGACAAAGAAAAGAAGAAGACGCCAGAAUUCCUCGUCAAGUUCAGGUCGCUGAAGCAGAACUACGACUGGGCAAUCAGCCAGCAUGCCAAGCUCGACGGGCUCAUCAAGUCCAAGGACCAGUCAUGGAAGAUCGUCGGCAAGCUUCGUGAGCCCAUGGACCUUGCGAUGCAGGCCGUGAACGCCAAGUGUCAAGAGCACGGCCUCCUGUCGAUGAUGGCCCUUGCGGAAGCGCAGUACAAGAAGCAGGUGGGUGAUAAAGAGUUCGAGAACGCCGUUCAGAAGGCGAACGCUACGCUGACCCAGAACGUCACUCAGCUGGCCUCAGAGGUGAGAUGUGAUAUCUACAAGGGCAGGGAGCUGUUGGAGGCCGCCCGUGCACUGGUGACGUGGGUGCAGACAGUGCGUGAGUCUGGAGCCCAGCUGACGCGUGACCAAUACCAGACUCUCCUGGACUGUGCCAACCGCACGCUGGCAUAUGCCGACCAAGCGGGAGUUUGGCCUACACCGAAGUUCCACACGUUCGGCCAUGUCACUGCCAGGAGCUGGCGCAUGGGAAACCCAUCGGUCUACGACACUUUCGUCGACGAGGCCCUGAACCUCGCAUUGCGGACCUGUGCAGAGAGGAGCCACAGGUGCAGCACUAUCGUGGACAGUGACUCCGACACGGAUCGCGCCAACGGCGUGGUGCCUCGGCCUGGCUCUUCCGACAUAGUGGAGUACGAGAUCUACGACGGUUGCCACAUGGAGAAGAGGUCGCCGCUGCAGAAGAGAAGGAAGAUCACGCUGGCCACGAGGAGUGCCCAGCUGAUGGGCAUCAUGGCAGGGCGAGAAGAAGUGCGCAUCAAGAAAGUAAGGACUGGCUCAUUGGAGCUCUGUCCGCCAUCGAAGGAUAAACAAGAGCUCGAGGCGACCGACGGUCGGACAGCUGGUCGGGCGAGUCGGGCGCCUGUGACGCCGACGAAGGGCCGCGAGGAAGCGCGCACGAGAGCUAAGAACGCUGCCCCGACCAGCGAUCACCGUAAGGAUGACGAGUCGACGUCAGACUUCUCCGAGUUGCCGCCCGAAGACCCUAACAUAACUAGAGGAAUGAAUAAGGCGAUACAGAACGCGAGGAAGAGCAGUGCCGACAACGACAAGAAAAAACACUGGUACUACCGCAAGAAAAACGGUGUCUGGCUCAAGUCGUGGGUUACCGCAGAUGAAACGCAGAAGAGGCCGAAGCGGCAGAUUAGUCCCACUGUGCCCCACCGUUCAAGGCCGACGUCCGCGCUGAAGGCUCCAGAGAAGGAGGCAGAGUGGCAGGCAAAGUCGCGGCCAUGGCCAUGGCGUGCUGACAGCUCGUGGUGGAACUCGGGGUGGACUGCCGAUGCCUCGUGGAAGAAGGCUUCCGAUGAUGCCUCGUGGAAGAAUGCUUCCGAUGACGACGACUCGUGGGGCAAGUGGACUGGCGAGACCGACUGGCGGUCGGGAUCUGGCUGGUGA